CAGCUGUUUCAAUCAGGUUCGGCUAGCUGCUAACUUACUGCUAUGCUAUCAAACAGGUUGCUUAGCCUGGAUAGCCAACACGCUGCUGGGUUAGAUAAAUGCAGCACCGUUACAACAGGGAGUUUGACAACAUAUGGAUUAUCGAGUGAACAUGCGGACAUGUGACUGCAAAUAGGAAAACUGAAGAUGGACAAGGAGAGCAAACUGUCAUCUGCUGUCCAGUCUUUUGACCAUAAACAACAGAGGAGACAGAGAAAGGAGCCUGCUGAACCACACACAGUCUCAUCACCACCUCGGAUGUUGCCAAAUCCUUAUGUGUCCAUCCACAGUUUAAGAGGGAACCGGUCAGGUCUGAGCCCAAAGCAGAAUCCAUCAAAUACAAAUGGAGUGCCAGCAGGAAAAGUAGGAGAUGUGUCGCGGAGUCAUGGCUACAGCAGCAGCCGUCGUGUCAGAGAGACCAGUCAUGAUUUCCUGCAGAGAGACAGGUCCCUAUGGGAUCCACAAGCAAAGACAUCAAAAAGCAUCUCUCCUGCUCAAGGUAGAGUUAUGGGCAAGAGCUCACUGGAUGCACAGAAAAAAGGUUUUAGAAGUGCCAGAUCUGCCCCGAACUCUGCAGGAGAGUCAAAACCAGCACAGACAGAUUUGGUCCCAUUUGAAGUGAAGAUAUCUGAUUUCCCAGAGUUAGCUGGUGUUUCGCUGGGCAAAGCAGGCCCUCCUCUUUUUCAGAGAGUGUGCUGGGCUCCUCAUUCCCCGAGCCCUGUAAUGCAAACAUCGAUAUCUUCCUGGAGGUCUGGCAGGAGAGGAUCCCCAACACAGCCUGACCCCCAACAAAUUGCCACUAAUGCUAAGCCAGAUUCCUCUGCCGCUUCACAAGGUCAGCCGGUGGUGACUUCCUGGGCUAAUGUUGCCUCUCAGCCUCCAAAAAAACUUGAGACAAUCAGCAGCAACCACAUGCAGACGGAGGAAAUGGCUGCACAGCAGGAAGAGGGAGCCCCGGGUAAGAAAAAACGGAAGAAAAAGAAUAAGAAGGCGAAAGGUGCUGGUGAAGAUGGAGAAGCUGAGUCGGAAGGGCCAGCAAUUUAUCAGGAGCCUCCAAAAUUUGAGGAUGAAGAGGAGUUUCCAGGCUUGACUCUUGCUUUAACUGGGACUAAUAGAUUGAUAACAAGCCGCAAUGCAGCACAACUAUGCAAUGAGGAAAACCAAAGAGAAGGUGUUCAGCAACAGUCUGCUGACAAAUCACCUGCAGCAAAAACUCAGCCCAUAGAGACAGCUAAGAAAGGACAGAAAGCUGAAAAGGCGUCUGGGAAGAAGAGCAAGGCUCCUGUUCAGCUGGACAUCGGAAACAUGUUGGCCGCCCUGGAAAAGAAGCAACAAUCUCAAAAGGCUAAGCAUGACGCCAAGCCAGUCAUUCUGUCAGUUGGUGGAGGACUACCUGUUGUCCAGAAGCAACCAUUAAUCCAGAAGAAGCUGCCCUGGCAGCAGGAUAAAAUUGCACACAAUCCCCUGGACUCCACCAGCCCUUUGGUGAAGAAAGGCAAGCAAAGAGAGGUGCCCAAAGCCAAGAAACCCACUCCUCUCAAGAAGGUUAUUUUGAAAGAAAGGGAGGAGAGGAAACAAAGGCGUUUGCUGGAGGAGAGAGGGCUGCUGCCUGAAAAUGACUUCCAACCUGCUAAUGAUGCCGCAGAAGAAGAGCAGUGUGACACAAAUGCCACAGAUGAGGUUGGGAGUCCUACAGAGGAAUUUGAUGAUCAGUCGGAGUUUAAUGGCACAAACCAGAUGGUGAAAGAAGGUGAUGAAGAGACCGACAAAGACGAGACCGUAGAGCAACAAACCACCUCACCUGUGCCCUGCCCAGCCAAUCGACCCAAAAUCCACAGCAGAAAGUUCAGAGACUAUUGCAGCCAGAUGCUGAGCAAAGACGUGGACGAGUGUGUGACGGCUCUGCUAAAGGAGCUGGUUCGUUUCCAGGACCGCCUGUACCAGAAGGACCCCAUGAAGGCCCGCAUGAAGAGACGGAUUGUGAUGGGGCUCAGAGAGGUCCUGAAGCACCUCAAACUCAGGAAGGUCAAGUGUGUCGUCAUCUCACCCAACUGUGAACGCAUCCAGUCCAAAGGAGGCCUGGAUGAGGCUCUUUACACCAUCAUCGACACUUGUCGUGAACAGGGGGUGCCGUUUGUGUUUGCCCUCUCCCGGAAAGCUUUGGGUCGCUGCGUCAACAAGGCGGUGCCCGUCAGCCUGGUGGGCAUCUUCAACUAUGAUGGUGCACAGGACUUCUAUCAUAAGAUGAUCGAGUUGUCAUCUGAGGCCAGGAGAGCCUAUGAGGAGAUGGUGUUGAGCCUGGAGCAGACUGGUCAGGCAGAGGCAGAGCAGGCGGUGAACACUGAGGAAAUGGUGCCGAUCAGCAGCCUGGCUGAGGAGGCUGACGCCACACAGGAACCAGAAUACAUAAAAAUUUGGAAGAAAAUGUUGGAGAAGGAUUGCAACCAUAAAUUUCUGAACUUUGAGGAGCAGCUGAGCUCCAUGCGCUUGGACAGUGAAUGCACUGAAAACACUGACGAAGAUGAGAAGAGUUGACAGUGGCAAAGCCUUCCGUGCCUAAAAAACGAAGUCACUCGUGCUCCAUCACCAGCUUAGAAGAAGCUAGGAUGGACUUAAUACCACAUGCGGAUAAAGAGCAAUGCAAGGUGCUCUGCUGCAGUGUUUCUGGGGAUUUUGUCAGGAAAUUUAUCAUGUUGCUAAUAUUUGCAAUGAAUUACGAGUUCCUUUUUAUCUUCUUUUUCAAAAGUUAUAUUUUUGUGUUUGAGUUUGGGAUAAUUGGGCAAAGCUGUGUAUUUUAAGAGAGUGUGUGUGUGCAGGUUAUAAACUGGAGAGGUUAACCACUGAUUUACCAGGACCAAACCAGUUACUUGAAGAGAUCCCACAAUAUGAAUUUUCACCAUGUUGUCUGUGAACAUGGCUAGAGGAUGUGCAGGGGUUUAUGUACUGAAUGUGUGUAGAAUAUCAACCAGUUAGACAGUACUAAGAAAUUAUCAGUGUGUUUUGGACUUGGUCAACUUGGUAUUUUUGUUUUUCUCUUAUCAGUUAGGUUCAGUUUAAAGUACUUUUCUGGCAUUUUUGCUUUUAUUUGAGAGGCACAUUAGAGAAAUGACAGGAAAUGAAGGGAGAGAGAGGAUGGAGGACGUGCGACAAAAGUCCCAAGCCAAACUCGAACUGUGGGCAUUGCAAUUACAUGGUCAGUGUCUAAUAUGGGCUCAAAUAAGGACCAAUACGAUUAACCCUUUGUAAAACUGUGGGGAAAAAACUCUGCAUGAGAAAUUCAAGUUUAUGAAUGUAGAAAAGAUUUGUGGUUGCUGAAAAAGAGUUCCCACACUGUGUAUGACCCUGAAGUUACACAUAACACCCUGCUUUUGUCUGUCAAAGCACGGCCAAAGUAUACUGUUUUUUUUUUUUUUGUUAGUAUCCGAAAAAACAACAUACUAAACCAAUUUAAACUAACGAGAAAUUAUACAAUACUUGCGCCAUCAGAUGUUAAUCAAACUGCGACUUUAAAAUGCCACUAUUUAAGUUUGAGAUUUCCUUUGUGCAUUCCAUUGCAUUGUGGGAGAAUAGUGUACAUCGACAGCACACAAAUUUAACACAAAUAAAACAAAUUUAUUUACACAUUCUUAAAAAAAGAAAUUCUACAACUACAAAUCAUUUCUACACAUUUCAGUUUUCUACAGAUUUACAAAGGGUGAUACACAACCAGAGACUUCUGAAUUAUUUCUGAACAUAAUUUCACAAGCUCAAAAUCUUAUUGACCCUUACUUGAACCGAGUCUUAAGCAACCAUGACACACCUAGGUUCAGUUUAGAGUUAAAAGUUAAGCUAUGCUGCUUCUUUGCAUAAGAAAUGAAAUCCUUUUUUACAUGACAAGUCAGAACUUUAUGUAUCCUGUUUGCACUACAUAGUAGAGCCUGUGUUUUUUUUUUAUUUGCCUGAGACUACCAAAGUACUACACAAUGUAUGUUGUACUACCUGUGAUUAGGUGUAAAUGGUAGCAUUUGAUUUUCUUGUAACAGGAAGAACAGCAAAAUAAUGUUAAGAAACAUUACCUGCUGUUAACUUGACUUGGUUGAAAAGUUGUUUAGUGAGUUUUCUGUUGACCUACAUAAUGAGAAAGAAACUAUAAAAUAGCAUAAUGAUAAAACAGGACAAAUUACAGUGAUCUGCUUAAGUGCUAGGUGACAGCCACGUUGAAAGAAGCAAUAAAUGACAAAUUUUGAAAUGGGCAAAAUUAAUUAAGAAUUUAGAUUUUAGAGAACUGAGAUGAAGAUUGUAAUAGAGAGAAGACUUAUGAUUAUGACCUAUGAACAUUUUGAAGUAGAAAUUGCUAAUAUAAACAUUUCAGUCAAAGGUGGUGUAAUGUCGGAUGUGGUAAAAAUGUUCCAAAUCUUAGGUUAAGUGUAGAAAUAGGUUAUUAUUGAAUAUUAUUGUUAUUGGAAGUUGGUAUGGGAUUGGGUCCAUGCAAGGUGGACCUGAUAGCACGAAGCAUCACGUCUUGCAGAAUUAUGUCUUGGUACAAUUCUGCAGGGAGGAAGAGGAAGAUGUUAAUAGGCUGUUUUCAUGGCAGACAUUUUGACAUGUUACAACAGGAAAAGCACAGGUGUUAUUAAUGUUAUUAGUAACACCUGUGCUUUUCCAGCUAUGACAAGCCAAAUGUCUGCUGAAGUCAUAAGUUUCAUAUGAAUCUUACAGGAAAAGUUCAACAUUUUGGGAAAUAUGCUCAUUCGCUUCCUGGUGGAGAGUUAGAUGAGAAGAUGAAGCCACUCUCAUAUUGGUCUGUUAAGGCUACAGCUGGUUAGCUUAGUUUAGCAUAAAGACUUGAAACAGGGGGAAACAACUAGCCUGGCUCUGUGCCAAAGUAACAAAAUCUGGCUAUUAGCACCUCUAAAGCUAACAUAUCAUAUCUCAUUUGUUUAAUCCUUGCAAAAAUUGAAGUAUAAAAACGACUAUUCACUGUUUUACGGGUCGUUUAUGUGCCAGACUAUUUCUUGGCUCUCAUCAGUUCCCGGCAUUCAGCAGAGACUCCAGGAAGUUGUUUGCCGCCAAUAAAUAGUCCAGCAACGUCAAACUUAUCCUUUAAAUGCUAUAUUAUAAAGUGGUUCAGUAAAUUCUGUGGUGGUAAGAGACCAAACUGUGAAACAAUAGGAACUUAAAACUGCACAAUGCAAGGCCCUAAUGUUGUUGUAAAGAUAUAUUUUUUGAUUCAGCUUUUAUAAAUUCUUGACUAUUAACUCUGUAUAUAAGAUGGAGUAUAGACAAAUUUCCUAGCAGAAUGGAGAUACAAACAGCACAUUAUUUUUUUAUUACAUUAAUAAUCAGAUGUUUCAGUUGUCUCAUGUUAAAUAGGAAAUUUCAAUCAGAGGACAGUUUGGAGUUGAUCAAUUACAUUAUCAAUGUAAAGUGUCAUUUGCAUAAAGAGGACAAAUACAGUAUUUUACUUUGAGUGUGGGUCAUUAAUAUACAAGAGGAAGAGUAGUGGACAGAGUACGCUUCCCUGAGGCAUCCCAAUAUCACUGAGGGGGAGAGUCUUCAAAACUAAAAAUCUAACCACCUGGAAACUGUUUAAAUGUAAAGAAAAAAGGAAAAUUAAGAAAGAAUUGGAUAUUUUUGUAAUUUCAAAUGAUUAACAUUUGUCAGUAGAUAUUACAGGUAAUCUGAAUGAUGUGAAUAAAAAAUCUUGGAAAAUA
This is a messenger RNA of Siniperca chuatsi (mandarin fish), 5732 nucleotides long. RefSeq names its product selenocysteine insertion sequence-binding protein 2-like. Gene Ontology annotation, cellular component: ribonucleoprotein complex. Gene Ontology annotation, molecular function: selenocysteine insertion sequence binding; ribonucleoprotein complex binding; mRNA 3'-UTR binding. NCBI's taxonomy places the organism in Eukaryota, Metazoa, Chordata, Actinopteri, Centrarchiformes, Sinipercidae. The record is from RefSeq and is a predicted model, not a curated record. Bases 187 to 2574 code for a protein of 795 amino acids. Gene Ontology annotation, biological process: selenocysteine incorporation. The transcript is spliced from 18 exons.